AUGAAGUUUUCAUGUAUGGAGGGCAGGUUGGAAAUUAAGCAAUCAGCUGAAGGAACACAAGAAGUUCCUGGACUCUCUCUGAGAUCUGUUGGAUCUACCAAUGCCAAUGAGCUAAGUAGCCAAUCUCACUGCUUAUUGAGAGUGACAGUUCGUGGGGAGAAUUUGGAAUCCCAAUUCAUAAAUAAAUCACUUUCAGCUUUAGGAGAUGUGAUUUCAGCUCUUGCAUCAAAGACUUCUCACAUUCCUUACAGGAACUCAAAGCUUACCCAUAUUCUUCAGAGCUCUCUAGGAGGUGAUUCUAGAAAACAAACCGAUGUCACUGAGAUAUUCAAGUACAAACAGCUGGUUGAGAAAGCAAAACAUGAUGAGAAAGAAACCAAAAAGUUGCAUAUUCAGUCUCUUCAACUCCGUCUUUCUGCAAGAGAACACAUAUGUAGAACUCUACAAGAAAAGGUGACUGACUACAAUAUCGGAAAAAAGACCUCCAUUAGUUCCUUCCACAUCAAAACUCCGCCUCCCUCUCAGAAGAAUCACAAAUUUUUUUUCCUGAGGUUCAAACACAUCCUAUUGUUAGCUCUUUGGUCAUUAGUUGGAGUAUCACUGAGAUUAUUAGAUACUAUUUCUUUGGGACAAAAGAGGCAUUUGGUUCUACUCCAUACUGGCUUUUAUGACUCAGGUAUAGCACCUUUCUUGUGUUAUAUCCAACUGGCAUCUCAAGAGAAAUUGCUAUGAUCUAUAAUGCAUUGCCUGAUAUGAAGGAGUCUGAAAAGUAUUCCAUAAGGAUGCCCAACAAAUGGAACUUUUCAUUUGAUUACUUCUAUUUUGCUUUUGUGGUGUUAGCAGCUCUAUAAUUCCAUGUAUAAUUUAGGUGGGAAAUCAUCCGUUCUUAUAUGAAGAUUUAUUUGGUUAUUGUUGUUGUAUUAUAAACAUUUAUAACAUUUGC
Lactuca virosa is the source of this 943-nucleotide messenger RNA. Lineage: Eukaryota; Viridiplantae; Streptophyta; Magnoliopsida; Asterales; Asteraceae. The record is from the annotation of a GenBank genome assembly.